CCGCGCCCAGCCCUUCCCGGAAGGGCGGCCCUUUGCCAGCCCGGCCUUCCCACUCGGCGGCGGCAGCAUGGAGCGGUUGGAGGCCUACGGCUUUUCCGCGGUCAUGAGCGGCGCGUUCCUGCUGUCCUGCCUGCUGUUCGCGGCCGUCAAUCGCGGGCAGCGCGGACCCUACAUGGACGAGGCCUUCCACGUCCCUCAGGCACAGGCCUACUGCCAGGGCCGCUUCCUGCAGUGGGACCCGAUGAUCACCACACUGCCGGGCUUGUACCUGGUGUCGGUGGGAAUAGUGAAGCCUGUGGCAUGGCUCUGUGGAUGGACGGGAAGCGUGGUGUGCUCUACAGGGAUGCUCAGGUUUAUUAACCUGCUUUUCAGUGCUGGGAACUUCUAUUUAUUGUAUUUACUACUGUCCAAGAUCCAUCAGAAGAAUAAGGCAGCAGGUGGUCUUUGGAAGAUGUGUUUUAAGGAAGUAAGCACUUGAAUACCUAUAAAGAAUAUAGCAAUGGAAAAACACCUCCCGGUGUCUCACCCUCAGCUGAAAGGAUACAUAAAAGUGCUGGUCCCACAUCUAUACUGGCUACUGGAAAAAGAGCACAGGUACAUGAACCUGCCCUGGGACUCCAGAAGUAGAAGGAAAAGAAUAAACCCUGAUGAGGAGGUCAGGAGGGCCCAGCACCUGGGAGCAGCAUGAUUAUCCAUGGGGAAAGAGCCUGGAAAGUCAGCACCAUGUACCCUGCUGUUUCACAGGAAGCUUCUCCUGAGGGACGGCCAUGGUGCUGGAUAUGAAAGAUGAGGUGGUGUUGUUGGUGAGUCCUGGUACCUCGGUGCUGCCAUCGUAACUCUCCAUCACUCAAUAGCCCUUCAGCUCUCCCCUGAGCCACUCAAUUCCAUUAGCAGCAUGUCUGGCAUUUGUUGCCACACACCUUUCUUUUUCUUCUGGCAUAUAUGUAACCCCUAUUGGCCUUGAUACUGGUGUGACACGCAAACAAGUUACAUAAAGUCUCUCCAGGUGCAUUUUCGCAUAUCACAAGUCCCCUAUAAUUCAUAGUCCAAUAUUUGAAGAGGGUGGCUGGAUUCAGCAUUGAGUCAGAUCUCCCUUGAGAGGAUUAGAUCUUACAGUGCUGUGGUACCCAUGCCCCAUUUUCAGUCCUCUCUACUGUCUUCCUAAAAAAGAAUCUGUAUGUUUCUGGUUUGAACAUUUUGCUUUUGUUUUGAGGCUUAUUAAAAAUUGAGAACCAGGUGGUAUCAGCAUGUGGGAACUGGGCACAUGCCUCUUCCAUCAUGUGGUGCCACCAGCUGAAAAGGGGGAAAUACAGGCUUUGCAGUUAUUUGACUCUGUUCAAUGCUGAUUCCACUGCCAGCUUGAAAAGCUGCUUCUUUUCUGUGGUAUCUCUAGCCUGUGAACUAUGUGAGUUAUGUCAAAAACCUUGCAAUGUUUUCCACAAUAACCUUGCAUGUAGGUGGCAAGCAAAGCCCAGUCUGUGCGUGCUGAAGACUGGGCUGAGCCUGUUCCUCUUCACUGCUGCUCAGACUAGGCACAGAAAAAAUCAAAACAAAGAAAUGUUUCAGGGUGCGGCCAGGAAAUGUUGAGGAUUUCAGUGGCUCAGCUGGAUCCUCAUCCCCGAUAAACUGCUUCUGAGAUCUUGAGGCGACUGGACCAUAGACCAAAGGAGCCAUUGAAACAAGGCUCUUUAUUGAGAUGUGUUUAUUUCCUCAGGUGUCUCUAUGCAUCAUUAGAACACAAAGUGUGCACAUAAUUCAUGUGCAGGCAUGCUGUCCUGUCAAAGCAAUAUCAGCAACACGUGGACUGAA
Neopsephotus bourkii (Bourke's parrot) is the source of this 1809-nucleotide messenger RNA. RefSeq names its product ALG10 alpha-1,2-glucosyltransferase (gene ALG10). NCBI's taxonomy places the organism in Eukaryota, Metazoa, Chordata, Aves, Psittaciformes, Psittacidae. The record is from RefSeq and is a predicted model, not a curated record. Gene Ontology annotation, molecular function: dolichyl pyrophosphate Glc2Man9GlcNAc2 alpha-1,2-glucosyltransferase activity. The transcript has 3 exons. Gene Ontology annotation, biological process: dolichol-linked oligosaccharide biosynthetic process; protein N-linked glycosylation. Gene Ontology annotation, cellular component: endoplasmic reticulum. Bases 68 to 478 code for a protein of 136 amino acids.